Messenger RNA from Fusarium tjaetaba, 1737 nucleotides. Its product is annotated as cylicin II. Gene Ontology annotation, molecular function: DNA binding. NCBI's taxonomy places the organism in Eukaryota, Fungi, Ascomycota, Sordariomycetes, Hypocreales, Nectriaceae. The record is from RefSeq and is a predicted model, not a curated record. The transcript has 3 exons. The coding region runs from base 1 to 1737 and encodes 578 amino acids.
AUGGCUCCAGAUCCAGAACCGCAAGUGCGCAAGCGCGGUAGGCCUGCAAACGCGUCCAAACAAGCCCCCAGCGCGUCGCAAGAUCUACCAGACGAGUACGAAGCCGAUGUCGAAGAAGCUGCACGUCCGAAACAACGAGGACGACCGAAGAAAACAGCGCAGGAAGAUGCGCCCGAGGAAGAAGUAGCGCAGGCGGAGAAACCCAAAAAGAAGCGUGGUCGACCCUCACUGGAAGAUAGGAAUGCGCAGAAGUCGACAGAAAAUGCAGCGCAACCAAAACGAAAACGCGGUCGCCCUUCGCUAGAGAAGAAUCAGGAUGAACAAGAAGCUGAGCCAGAAACGGUAGAGGAGACAGCCCAACCAAAGAGGAAGCGCGGACGCCCAUCUCUCGAGCAGGGUCAGAAUGAGGAGCCUGAACAGGGAACAGGAGAUGCUGGAAAGCAAAAACGAAAGAAGAAGUCGAAGGAGACACAGAUUGAAGAGCCGGAAGAGCAGCUAGAGGAGGAGCCCAGACCACGAAAAAAGGGUCGCAAAGCAGCUCAACAACCUGAGCCAGAGCCAGAUGAACAAGAGGCAGAACUAGAACCAGCACCAGCAACCCGAAAGAGACAGCGUCGCGGAGCGAAAGAGCCCGAGCCCGAACCUGAGCGUGAAGAAGAGGAGCAACGACGACGAAGUCCACGAAUUUCCUUGCGUGAUCUCGGCGAAGAUGCCAACAACAAGGGCAGCAAGGCUGAAAGGUCUAAAAAGAAGAAGGACCGUGUAGCACAGGAGAACGCAGAAGAUCAACAACCCGAAGAAGCUCCCAAGAAGCGUGGCCGCCCAAAAGGGGGAAGACCAUCAACUGAGAACGCGGAUGAACCACAAGAAGAGCCACAAGAGACGAACAAGAAGAAAAGUCGCGGCAAAGAGAAACAGGAUGCACCAUCCGACUCAGACGAAUCUCUCGCCUCUCCGCCAAAGCCAUACAUCCACAUUGCUCCCUUCAAACGCACAAUCCGCUCCUCCAAAGUCGCUGCAGACUGGACCGGUCUAUCGGGAGCAUCACUUCCCACUACUAAAUCCAUCCUCAAACUCGCCCAGCAACCUAUCCUGCAACGCAUGGCCCCAACGAACAACCGACGCACCCACGCCUCUGCAGCAUUGCAUCUCGUCUACCGCCGCAUGGAACGUAAACUCGCCCGUGGCCUGCCCUUCCCCCCUGGGAAUCCAUCAUCAAAGACUACAAAACGGCGCCUAGAUGCUGAUGGGGGUCGUGCGCUGGAGCUUGAUUUUGAGGCGGUGCUCGAUGGGAAAGCGGCGUUGGAGAGACAGCUUGUGCCCGGGAUGCAUGCCGUUGAGCUGUUGAAGAUGGAGAAGGAGAGGAUGGAAAGAGAGCUUGAGAGGGACUAUGAAGAGCUGAGAAAAUUAGAGGCAAAUGCGAGGGCGCAGACGAGAGAGCGGAAGGAAUUGUUCCGAAAAGCUCAUGUUUUGGCACCGACAUCAAGACCAGCCAGCAAGGAUCAUGACACAACUUUUCUUACUGACACCAAAGAUGAGGGAAGCCUCAAGGACAUUAUCAAUACACCUCUUGAGCCUAUAGCCCUGCAACUAGCAGACCACGUCGAAAGCAUCCGUGGUAACCUUCAGCAAGCUGAUGGGCUCACACCACAACUGAGUCGGACAAAAGCUGCUUUACAGGAUGUGCUACAGAGGUACCUAGAUGAAGGAACCUAUGAGCAGGUUGUCCUUGGAUAA